UUCUGGGCGGGUCGUAGUUUAAUUGAUGGGUAAGUCGUGUGCAUACUCAGUGAAGGCGUAACCCGACAUUAACUCAGAAAACUAUCUACUUUCUAAAGAGACUUUUAUUUUCAUUUACUUUGUUUUCAAACAACACUGCACCCAAGUUGAUCUACAGCAAUGGACAAAGACUCUGUGUUGAUUCAUUUCCUGAAGGCAAAGACCAUGUCGACACUUCUUGGUGGAGAGCUGCCAGUCAGUGUGAUAAAUAACAAGAAGUACAUAUCCCCGCUGACUUCUGAGGCACAGGUGACAGACAGAAAUGUGGAAGACACCUCCCUCGAUGGUGCCAUCCACACUGCUCUGUGCGAUGAAGGCAGAAGUGUCAUACUUGUAGGUCCUGAAGGAUCAGGUAAAACCACUGCUCUGGAGAAGCUCGUUGUGGACUGGGCCAAAGGAGAACAUCUGCAAAACUUCUCUUAUGUUUUCCAUUUCCGCUUCAGGGAGUUAAACUCCAUCAAUGACAUGCUCUCUUUGGAGACAUUAAUGCUACACCAUCACGGUCAUAUCCCUCCUGAGUCCAUGCCCCUGCUUCUGCAGAAGCCAGAGGAUGUGUUGUUUGUAUUUGAUGAUCUGGAUCAGUGCAAACAGAGCCUGGACCCCUCCGUCCACACCCUCUGCUCUGACCCCAGCCAGGCGGCCUCGCUGUCGUGUUUAGUGGCGAGCUUGCUUCAUGGAUCAUUGCUGAAAGGAGCUACCUUUGUGGUAGCAACCAGAACAGGAGGAUGUCCAAACGUUGUGAGUGGCACUCAGGUGGAGGUGUUGGGUUUCCUGAAGCCACAAAGAGAGGCCUACAUUAACGGGUUCUUUACUGACCCGGCUGCUGCCACCAAAGCACGAAUGCACAUGGAAAGGACUCUUGGUUUUUAUGAUAUCUGUACCUCCCCAAGGUUUUGUUGGACAGUUUGUUCUGUUUACAAAUCUCUGAUGGAUGCCGGAGCAGAUCUUCCUGAGACGUUAUCUCAGCUGUAUGUAGAUAUCCUGGUUCACCUGAUUCAGACACUCUCGAUGACCAAGGCCUGCAACAGAGAACUAGUGUUGUCCCUUGGCAAGAUGGCGUCUCACUGCUUCCUUGAGCAGCAUUCGAGCUGUACCAAAAGAGAAAUGGACUCCUUUGGUUUUCAACAGUUUCCCACCUCAGUCGGUGCUUUCUUGCAAGUACAUGGCCCAUCCGAUAGAUGCGUCUUCGCCUUCUACUCCCAACUGAUGCAGGAGUUCCUCUUGGCUGUGUCUUUCUUUUUGGACAAGUCGAAGUCUGAGAGUGUGGAGAAGAUGUUGGAAAAGCACAAAGGCCGUGCAAAGUUUCUAGAUGUCUUCAUGUCAGCGCUCUCACAGCCAGUUCAGAGCAGACCACUGGAGAACCUGCUGGGCGAGAUGAACUCUGAUCGAAUCGCAGAUUUCAAAUCCUGGUUUAAAAGCAGCUCAGAGAUGACGCUGAAGGGAUGGUACAAAGAUAAACACCACCACUGUUUCCAUCUGCUUUAUCAAGCUCAAAAUGAGAGUUUGGUGAGAGAGAUCAUCACCCCCUCAGCACGAAUAGGCAUCAGCUAUGGAGACCUGAGCCUCCAGGACUGCGUAGCUCUGAAUUAUGUUGUCACGUGCCUUGGUGAGAUGGAGGAGUUGAAUCUGUACCGUACAACAAAUUUGACAGAGGAGGAAGCAGAGAGGCUCGCUCCAACUAUGAGCCUGUCACAUAAGAUAAAGUUGUCAGACUGCUGCUUGAGCCCCGGGGCUGUCCGUCAUGUGGCUUCAGCUCUGAGCGGAGGACUCACUAAGGAGCUGGAUCUCUCUCAGAGCCGCCUCGGAGAUGAAAAGUUCAAAAUUCUCUGCGCUGGACUCAGAGACUGCAAGCUGCAGAAAUUAAAACUUGUAAUGUGCAAACUGACUGAGGCGAGCUGUGAAGAUCUGGCGUCUGUCCUGACCUCAGACACCUCUCGGCUGUGUGUGUUAGACAUGAGCCUUAACCAGAUCGGGGACGAGGGCUUCACAAACCUGUGCAAAGCACUGCACGGUCAUCACUGCAAACUACAAGACAUCCAGCUACAAAACUGCGGGUUGACUGCAGGAUCAAUGGAGGCUUUAUCAGCAGCUUUGUGUUCGGGCCAAUCAGAGUUGAGAAAAGUGAAUCUGAUGCAAAACAUGACUGGUCUCACCGGAGUGGAGGCUUUGUGCAAGUCUCUGCAACACCCACUUUGUAAAGUGCAGAGCCUCAAUUUCUUUGAUAAUGAGCUGACAGGUGAGUGCUGCCCUCAUUUGAUGGAGGCCUUAAUGUCAGAGCACUGCUCUCUGUCGGAGCUGGAUCUGUCAGUGAAUGAAUUAGGCCAGGAGGGGGCGCUGCUGCUCUGCAAAGCUCUCAGUCGACCUGGGUGUCCCAUGGAAAAACUCAAGUUGACACGGUGUGAGUUAACCCAGCCGGUCUUCAAGGAACUGGGCUCAGUGCUGAGAAGUGGGACUUCCAAACUUAAGUCCCUGAGUGUAGGCAUGAGUAAAGUAGGAGACCAAGGAGUUAAACAUCUCUGGGAUGCUGUUGCUCAUCCAAACUGUGUGCUUGAAGAACUGGAUGUUGAGAUGACCCGUUUGACAGAUGCCAGCACUGAGGACUUGUGUGCUGCUAUAAGAGCCAGUAAGACUUUAAAGAGUCUGGAGCUGAGAAACAACUCGCUGACUAACGCUUCUGUUCCAGCCCUCGUCCAAGUCAUGCAGGACAGCGAAAACAUGCUGGAGAUGAACGUGAAGUACAAUGACUUUGGUGAUGAAGUUUUUGACCUGUUGGACGAGUGUGAAAAAAUAAGAUACUGAGGAAGACACACAGAGGUUCACCUCAGAGCAUCACUCCCACUGCCACAGUUUGCAGGUGUGGUCCCUGAAUUGACUUGUGUCUGGGUCCCCAGGUAAGUUAUACCGGGAAACUCAAGGCACUUAAUAUCCACAGGAAUUUGACUACAUACUCGUGGACAUGGAAACCUGUGGACCUCCCUCCCUGACUCCAAAAUACUCUAAGAGUGGGAGAUGUUUCAAGUGAAUGCCAAAAACAGAGAUACAGUACUGUAUUGUGGCCAUGUCGUUAUCACUUUUUUACCUGUCCAUAUUUUUUUAUGUUUAUCUGUGUAGCUCCUUUUUUUUCCAACUGUAACUGCCUAUAACGUACAUGUAGAUGCCUAUACCAUACAUUGAGAGCAACGUAU
Messenger RNA from Larimichthys crocea (large yellow croaker), 3224 nucleotides. Its product is annotated as NACHT, LRR and PYD domains-containing protein 12. NCBI's taxonomy places the organism in Eukaryota, Metazoa, Chordata, Actinopteri, Sciaenidae. Gene Ontology annotation, molecular function: protein binding. The transcript has 9 exons. Gene Ontology annotation, cellular component: cytoplasm. The record is from RefSeq and is a predicted model, not a curated record. Bases 160 to 2838 code for a protein of 892 amino acids.